This is a messenger RNA of Hypoxylon fragiforme, 3321 nucleotides long. RefSeq names its product MCM-domain-containing protein. Gene Ontology annotation, cellular component: nucleus; MCM complex. The record is from RefSeq and is a predicted model, not a curated record. The coding region runs from base 277 to 2961 and encodes 894 amino acids. Lineage: Eukaryota; Fungi; Ascomycota; Sordariomycetes; Xylariales; Hypoxylaceae. Gene Ontology annotation, biological process: mitotic DNA replication initiation; DNA strand elongation involved in DNA replication; DNA replication. Gene Ontology annotation, molecular function: single-stranded DNA binding; ATP binding; ATP hydrolysis activity. The transcript has 3 exons.
CCGCGUGUCGCGAAAAACGCGGUCAAGAAACGCGAUAUGCAACUUUUUGAUCCCCCCCUCUAAGUUAAUAUCCCCUUUCCACUUUCAACUUCAGCCCAUACCAAUUCAGAUUCAUGAUCCACCCCACAGUCGAGAAUUAGUUGGUCUUGUGAAUUUAGCCACAUACCUACUUACUCACUGUCGUAACUGAUCACCUCAUUCCAACAAUUCGAAGAAAGCAGGAAAGAUACAAAAGAAAGAAGAGAAGGAAAUAACCGAAAAGAAUAUUGAGCCAUCAUGGAUAGUUUCAUGCUUCGAGAUGAAGCGGCCAAGGAGCGCAUUCGCUUGGCUGAAGAGUUUCUCGAUCCCCAUGACCAACAUGUGAGAAGUUACCGCUCCGACAUUAUCUUAAUGCUUCAAAAAAAUCAAAAGCGACUUGUCGUCAACCUAGACCACGUUCGCGAUCACGAUGCAACACUCGCAGAUGGUCUAUUAUUCGAUCCGUUUGAGUAUACCCUGGCUUUCAACCAUGCUUUAAAGGAGAUAGUAAAGACUAUUCCACAAGCACGACCUGACCAGACCGACCCCGAUGUCCUAUACUAUUGCGCUUGGGCAGGCAGCUUUGGCCUCAAUUCUUGCAAUCCUCGUACCCUCUCCUCAAACCAUCUGAAUCACAUGGUAUCCAUCGAAGGUAUCGUCACGAGAUGCUCUCUCAUCAGACCGAAGGUGGUAAAGAGCGUACACUACAACGAAAAGAAGAAUAUAUUUCACUUCCGAGAGUAUCGCGACCAGACCAUGACAAAUGGUGUAACAACAUCAGCUGUGUACCCCCAAGAAGAUGAGGAGGGCAAUCCGCUCCUUACAGAGUAUGGAUUUUGCACAUACAGAGAUCACCAAACCAUAUCGAUCCAAGAAAUGCCCGAGAGAGCUCCUGCUGGUCAACUCCCUAGGGGUGUCGAUGUGAUUCUAGACGACGAUUUGGUUGACAAGGUGAAGCCUGGAGACAGAGUCCAACUGGUUGGUAUUUUCCGAACGCUUGGAAACCGAAAUACAAACCACAACAGCGCCCUCUUCAAAACGAUAAUUCUAGCGAACAACGUGGUUCUUCUCUCAUCCAAAGCAAGCGGAGGCGUAGCAACCGCUACCAUUACUGAUACCGAUAUUCGCAAUAUCAACAAAGUCUCUAAGAAGAAGAAUCUGCUCGAACUUCUGUCCCAAUCGCUUGCGCCCAGUAUCUACGGUCACGACUAUAUUAAGAAGGCUAUCCUUCUCAUGCUACUCGGUGGCAUGGAGAAGAAUCUAGAGAAUGGAACGCAUUUGAGAGGAGACAUCAACAUCCUCAUGGUUGGUGAUCCCUCAACAGCCAAAUCCCAGCUCUUGCGUUUUGUGCUGAAUACCGCACCCUUGGCCAUCGCUACGACUGGUCGGGGCUCUUCUGGCGUCGGUCUCACUGCAGCCGUCACCACGGAUAAGGAAACUGGCGAAAGAAGACUGGAAGCAGGUGCUAUGGUUAUGGCAGACAGAGGCGUUGUGUGUAUUGACGAGUUUGAUAAGAUGUCGGAUAUCGACAGAGUGGCUAUUCACGAAGUUAUGGAGCAGCAAACGGUCACCAUCGCCAAGGCCGGUAUUCAUACAUCACUCAAUGCCCGCUGCAGUGUCAUCGCCGCUGCGAAUCCCAUAUUUGGCCAAUACGACACGCACAAGGACCCACACAAGAACAUUGCUCUCCCCGAUUCGCUUUUGUCACGUUUCGAUCUACUGUUCGUCGUCACAGACGAUAUCGAAGAUACUCGUGACCGACAGGUUUCCGAGCAUGUUUUACGCAUGCAUCGUUAUCGCCAACCAGGGACUGACGAAGGUGCACCGGUUCGCGAAAUCACCCAACAGGCUCUUUCAGUCGCAUUACAAAGCCAGGACGCUACUCAGCGGCCCACGGAGGUAUACGAAAAGUACGACGCCAUGUUGCAUGCGGGUGUUACUGUGACUUCUGGCCGUGGCGCGAACAAGCGGCGCGAAGUCUUAAGCAUCCCUUUUAUGAAGAAAUACAUACAAUACUCCAAGAACAGAGUUAAGCCCGUCCUUACUCAAGAUGCGUCAGAUCGAAUUGCAGAUAUAUAUGUUGGGCUACGCAAUGACGAAAUGGAAGGCAAUCAAAGGAGGACCUCGCCAUUAACAGUCCGUACUCUAGAGACUCUGAUCCGUCUCGCAACUGCUCACGCCAAAUCACGACUCUCAAACCGAGUUGAAGAGCGUGACGCGCUAGCUGCAGAAGCUAUCCUUCGCUUUGCCCUGUUCAAGGAAGUUGUGGAGGAUGAGUCGAAACGGAAGCGCAGACGCACCCAACGUCCUGAGUCGGAUUCAUCAGACGAAGACAGUGAUGGCGAUGAGAAUAACCGUGGCGAUACUACGUAUAGAGGUUCCACGACUAACGGUAGGACCUCACUUCCGACUCGAACAGCGACCCGAGGCCAGCCAUCGAACAAUAGUAGCCGCCGUACGAAUGGUCGCAAUGCAGCCAGCUCGCCUGGUUUAGAGAACGAUGGCGAUGAUAAUGAAAAUGGGGAGAUUUAUAACGCUACACCAAGACGCUCGAAUCGAAGCGCAGCCGCAUCAUCAUCAAACGCACCCACAACAUCCCAAAUCUCUUUUGCCUCCUCGGUACCAUCUUCGCAACUCGAAACGCAGGAUCAAGAGACACAAGAUGAUGCAGAACUCGCUUCAGGUGCAGCCGAUCUCAGCAUCGAUACACCUAUCACCCCCGAAAGGCUCGCGGCGUUCCGGACCGCGCUCGGGCAAUUACUUAACACAGAUGUAUUCGAAGAUGAUUCAGCAGAUUUGACUCGUCUUCUUGAGGCCGUUAACCGUCGCAUGGGUGGAAGAGGAGCCGCCUUCGCGAGGGAAGAAGCUAUCAAAGCGCUCAAGGAGAUGGACAGGGCUAACCAGAUCAUGUACACGGAAGGCGAACUCGUCUACAAGAUCUAGAUAAAGCCUAGAAAAUAACGACGAUUACGGUAUAUGUUUCCAACGGGGAUGAAAGGGACAUGGGUGGCGUUUUUACUUAUCUCAGGGGCUUCGAAUUUGUAUUUUGCCCCUUUGGACAAACGCGACGAUUGGACCUGUCUCGUUGUUGGUCAGACUUUUUAUGAAGAUGAUUGCCUAGGUGCUUAGGUGGAUUAUGAGCUAUGGGUUGCCUACCUGCCUUAAGUGCAUGAGUGCCUACUGAGAUGAACUAUGUUGUCAAACGAAAUAAUCACGAUGGAUGUCUACAUAGUGUGUACCUGCCUACCUUGUGUAAAUAGAUAGGAGGUGCUGACUUAAUUCAUGAGAUUGACUUGAAAAGAA